UUGUGUAUAGUUUGAUUCACCAGGCUUGAAUCCUCUUUGAAUCUGACACCAAACUGACCAGAGGAAGUUUAAAUAUCUUUAUGCACGACAGCACUGCAGCAACACAGAAUACAAGACAUCUUUGAGGUUUCUCCUGUGUGUGUACGUGGACGUGCAACAGUUGUGUUACAUAAUUCAGCGACGCACGUUCUUCUUUUUGCUGCAUUGAGGAUAUAAGUGAAUUGAGCCCCCUCCUCUGAGAGAUGAAUGUGUGUCGAUACAUAUCUGAGCAGAUGGACGAGAGGCUGUAAGCUGCUUAAACCUACACUGACUCAGGACAUAUGCAAUGUGUCAGUUCCUUAAGAAAGAGAGGAGCUGUGAUCAACGUUUCUUUGGUAUAAAAGAUGUGAGCGACUGAGGAUCAACCAGCCGGAAGAUGCCACUUUAAAGUGUUUUUUUUCUACUCGUUACAGCAGGAAGUGGGAUUCAGUUAAGAAGUAAAACAAAGUGAAAAGCGUCAGCAGGAUGGAGAAAUGUUUCCCACCACAAAGGAGGAGUUUUAACCUCCACAUCUGGCAGUCAGUGUUUCAUGAAAACACAGCGAUGAGUUACCAGCUUGGUUUUAGAUGUAACACUGUUUAAACAACCUAAUAAACCAAAUGACAUUUUCUGACAUUUAAAGGAGACAUGAAAUCUUUCUGGUGGCCAGACUCCACAUCCCAGCCCUCGUGAGUUUUCUAAUUCGCAGCAGCUAUUCCCCAAAAACGUCCGUCGUUUGAUCAUCUACAGCCUCUCUGCAGCCGUGAUCGGUGCAGGACUAAUAGCAGGUCUAUUCCUGAUCUAAUCCAAUCUCAUCCCCACUUCCGGUCUCCUCGGCAGUCCUCAUGGUGCAGUCCAUGGAAGAAGUACCCCGCUCAAAAUGAGAGGACUAAUAUUCUGUGUUUUUGCCAUCAUGAUGCUCUCACCUGCUCAAGGUGCGGAGGAGGAGCAGCUAGAGCAGCUCAUGGAGUCAGUGGGAUUUGAGGAAGAAGAGGAGUUACUGGAGUGUUUCCGUUGCGACUUGGGCUUCUGGGAUGCCUGCUAUACCACCGAAACCAACUGUAGCGUCGGGGAGCGCUGCUACACGGGCCGAGGGAAGGCAGCUGAUACUCUGGACGUUAAGACUCUGGGUUGUGUAAGGGCAGACGAGUGCGACGUGGAGACCACGGUGGAGCUCUUCUCUAACAACACCAUCUUCGUAAUGACCAAACACUGCUGCGACACUCCCUUCUGCAACUCGGUGCACAAACUUCCAAUCACCACACUUUUCUCCCUCACUGUGGCUGUGCUAACUACCUGGCAGCUCACUGAAGCCUCAACGGGAUCACAAUAAACCACCUGCGUUUAUUUAUGUUGUCGAACA
This is a messenger RNA of Sebastes umbrosus (honeycomb rockfish), 1381 nucleotides long. Its product is annotated as sperm acrosome membrane-associated protein 4-like. The coding region runs from base 899 to 1351 and encodes 150 amino acids. The transcript is spliced from 3 exons. The record is from RefSeq and is a predicted model, not a curated record. NCBI's taxonomy places the organism in Eukaryota, Metazoa, Chordata, Actinopteri, Perciformes, Sebastidae.